Photinus pyralis (common eastern firefly) is the source of this 1566-nucleotide messenger RNA. RefSeq names its product CCR4-NOT transcription complex subunit 9 (gene Rcd-1). The record is from RefSeq and is a predicted model, not a curated record. Gene Ontology annotation, cellular component: CCR4-NOT core complex; CCR4-NOT complex; P-body. Lineage: Eukaryota; Metazoa; Arthropoda; Insecta; Coleoptera; Lampyridae. Bases 266 to 1159 code for a protein of 297 amino acids. Gene Ontology annotation, biological process: negative regulation of translation; mRNA catabolic process. The transcript is spliced from 5 exons.
AAUUUUGUGACCUUUUCAUUUACAUACAACAGCAACAAAUUGUGCUUUUUAAACUUUCUUUAAUUUUAGUUGCCUUAAAAUGUUGAUAAUUUAUUAUCACUAUAACAUUUUAUUUGUAUAAAUUUACUCAAAGUGAUAUUAGGUAGUCACAAACCAACUAGGAAACAUUCAUAAUUAUACAAUCUUGCAGAUUUUUUAGAUUUUACAAAUUUUUGUUCUGUUUUUGAAUAUCAUUUUUUUGCCUAAGUGAACUAUUAAAAGUAAAAUGAGUGCUGAACCCAGUCCAGCAAAUCAAACUGUCGAUAGGGAGAAAAUCUAUCAAUGGAUUCUUGAGCUCACAAAUCCGGAGACGAGAGAAAAUGCACUUCUUGAACUUAGCAAAAAGAGGGAGGUUGUACCAGAUUUGGCUCCUAUGUUGUGGAACAGUUUCGGAACAAUUGCAGCCCUAUUAUUAGAGAUUAUCACGAUUUAUCCUGCUAUUAAUCCAGCCACGCUAACUGCACAUCAGUCCAAUAGGGUUUGCAAUGCUCUAGCUCUAUUGCAGUGUGUUGCUUCACAUCCCGAUACCAGAUCACAGUUUUUACUGGCGCAUGUACCUUUAUUCUUAUAUCCGUUUCUGCACACAAUAUCAAAAACACGACCUUUCGAGUAUCUCAGAUUAACAAGUUUGGGAGUUAUCGGUGCCUUGGUUAAGACAGACGAACAGGAAGUAAUCACCUUUUUACUAACAACGGAAAUUAUACCUCUCUGCUUGCGAAUAAUGGAGUCCGGCUCAGAACUAAGCAAGACGGUUGCGACUUUUAUUCUUCAAAAAAUCUUAUUAGACGAUAGUGGCUUAAAUUACAUAUGCCAAACCUAUGAUCGUUUCAGUCACGUCGCUAUGAUUUUGGGUAAAAUGGUUUUGUCAUUAGCCAAGGAUCCAUCCGCCCGAUUGCUCAAGCACGUUGUUCGCUGUUAUCUGCGACUAUCGGAUAAUUCGAGAGCACGUGAAGCUCUGAGACAGUGUUUACCUGAUCAGCUAAGAGAUACAACGUUUAAUACCUGCCUUCAAGAAGAUAAAUCGACAAAGCAUUGGCUAUCGCAAUUGUUAACAAAUUUAGAAACUCCCGUCGCUCCGGAUCCUAGACAAGUCGAUAUUCCUGUAUUAACUUCCCAAUAACUAAAAAUUAGAUUGUGAUGGAUUUUUAUAUAUAUGUAGUGUACUAAGCAUAUUUCAACGACUUUUAUUUGCUUACCAAUCUUAAACAAGUUUGGCAGUGAUGCAAAGUACAAAACCAAAUUAAUGGCAAUGUAAUUCCAAAUAGGACACUCUGUAAUAAAUAAUGGCUGAUUUGAAAAAUUGAUAUUAAAAGGCACUUCCUCAGUGGCGUCUACUUCUGCCUGCUAUAAUUUUGCAUUUAACCAAAAGGAUGAAAUUGGAUUGUUAUAAAACAAAUGUGACCACUUGAAGUAGAUAUUGAUAACGAAUACCUUUAAGUCAAUCAUUAUUGAUCUCUUUGUAUUGUGUUUUUUUUUGAUUUUGUAUUUACCAGAUUCAAAUUAGUAUUAUAUAUUAUUUAAAAACAA